AGUUGUUAAGAAAAGAGCAUAAAGUAUGUUUAAAUUGAACUCAAGAUUCGUAGACUUGAAAAUGAAAUAGUCUGUAUAUCAUUGAAAAUAUUAUGCACUAAUAUCCAUACGAAACCUUGUAGACUAACUUAGACCUUGUAACUAACACCAAUUGGAUCUACUGAAUUUACUUGUCCACAGACUUAUACUUGACAAAAUCCUUCUGAAAAACAAUUUCAUUGUUGAAUAAUCAAAUUUCCCCUUCAAUGAAAAUGUGUACUAAUUGGUUGUAACUAACAUUAGAGAAAUGAUAAGAUAAAAUAAAACAAAAGGAUUAAAUGUAUCUACAAGAAAUUGACUGAUCCCGCCCCCUCAAAAAAAUGCAAAGAAGUAACAGAAGACAAAAUAAUAAUUUGUUGACAAUUCGUCGGCCAAGUGUGGCACUCGCAGACUAUGAUAUUUCAGAUAGACGGUCAUCUGCAAUGUCUUCUCUUCUGUUACUGUUUGCUCUAUUCGAGGGGAUGUGUGGCUUUGUUUUACCAAUAUGCUCUGCUUUCCGAGUGUCAAAUACAUCACAGAAACGAUACUACUAUGAACAUUUUUUAAUAUUCCAAUAUUGUUUAUCAAUCGUGGCACUAGCGUAUCUACAAUCCUUGAUAUUUUAUUAUGAUCGUAAAGAGAAUUUACGUCGAAAACAAGAAUUAAUAUUUACAAAUCAAGUGAAUGAAGCUAGACGAUUAUGGUCAGAUCAAAGUAUAUCAGAUACAGAGAAUAAUGAUGGUGAUAGAGAGGAACAACAAUGGGAUUUACAAAUACAAAGAAAUGAUGAUAAGCUACGUUUAGUCACAUUCACUGAUACACAUGAAACAACCAUUAUCGAUAAGUCUAAUGAAUUAAACACAAAUCAAAAUGAUUUACUAAAUAUGAAGCAUUUGGAAGAUCAGACAAAUUUUAUUGACGAAGAAGGUGGUAGUAUCAGUUCAAAUGAAGACAUGACGAAUCUUGUUAAACUGAAUCAAAAACGUUCCAGUAAUACACUAAAAUUAAAUAAGUCACAUCAAAGUGAACAUAAGUCACCAAUAUUAAGUGUUUCUUUUGCUAAUCCUGUCAUCAAUACAAAUAAUAUAACUGAUAAAACCACUUUAAAUGAUAAUAAUUAUAAUGAAGAUGAUUGUGAAGAGACAAAACAACAAGAAACCAUUGACAAUAUGAAUAAAAAUAAUCAUGAUGAAAUAAAACAACCAAUAGUUUAUGAACAAACUGAAAUGAAUACAGAAUCUGAAAAGAUGAAAUUUUUUAACCAGAAUAUCAUUGGCCACAAUAACAAUGAAGAUGAUUGUACUAAUAUGAAUAAUACUAGUAAUACUGGGAACAAUAAUUCUAAUGAGAAAAACGUUUAUCAAUCACCACAUACUUUAGUAGUUGAAUAUAAAUCAUCAAACAGUUAUGCUUAUAAUACUACUAAUAUAAAAAAUAAUGAUAAUAAUAGGAAUCAUAUCAGUAAUAAAUCAAAUUAUUUAGCAAAAAAGAUGAAACAUGAAAAAAUUUGUAAAUCAUCAAAGCAGAAAAUAACAAAAUGUUGUCAUCGAAGUACAGAGAGAAUGGGUAAAGGUUCAUUUUAUCCAUUGGCUAUUCUUUUUGGGGACAAACCAAGAACUUUUCGACGUGAAUGUUAUUUCUCAAGAGAUACAGAAGGUGUAAAUUUAUAUCUGCGUUUAGGAGCGGUUGGCUUUGGUUUCGGAGUGAUGAUAUUCGACGGUUUCAAAAUAGCUGAACCAUGGGAAGAGGUAAAUAUCAAUACAGUUCCUUGUCAUGGACAUUUAUGGAUUCCACUACAUAUACUACACUUCAUCUACGUGUUCUGGCAGACAUACUUUCUGUUCAAACAUCAUCGGGUUGUAUUCAAUGUACAAAAAUUUGUUCUGCGUUUCCUUCUGUGUCAUUUGGCUGUAGCUAAUCUAUGUCAGUGGUUGAAAACUAUUCUUGAUGAAAUAGGAAGUGAACGAAAUCAUGAUGAUUCAUCAAAAAAGUUAGAGUAUGAUUUAAUAUUUCCAGAUGAAAACUUUUUCAAUACAAAAUCACAUUCUGACAAGACAGUAUAUAAAUAUGAGAACACUGGAAAUUUAUCAAUAUUCAAUUUAACUGAUAUAGUCAAUAGUGUCUUGUCGAACUCGAAGGAAUCAUUGACUAACACAACUUUAUUGCAUUUAGAUCAUGUUAAUGCGACUACGCAUCCGGAAAACGAAGUACUAGGUUGUGGAUCAACAGUUAAAUAUAUGGCACCAUAUUUAUUUCCAUGCGCUAUUGAAUACAGUUUAAUUGCUGGUGCUAUAUUUUAUAAAAUGUUUGAAAAAGUUGGUCAUGUACGCAAAGAAUCUGAACGUUUGGAGAAAUUACGUAAAGCUAAUCCAAAAAUUAAACAAUUCUCUGAAUGUCAUCGUUCUCAUAAAGGUUUAUUUGUUGGCUUAUUACUAUUUAUGGCAACAUUAGUAGCUAUGAGUUUAUUCUUUAUAUUUAUUGUGAAACGAGACAAACGGAAUACAGCAAUUACAUUAUAUCAAGGCACUGAAUUAGUUUUAUUAUCUGUUAGUACAAUAACUUGUAUAAUUAGUCUAUUUCGUUUAAGAGCAUUGAAACUAAGCGAUCUAUCUGAAGAGGUGGCAUUUGAUGAUAAUCUAUUAUUAAUAGGUCUAGUUGGAAUGUUAUUCUAUGACUUAUUUCUGUUAGUACCUGCUUUAGAAGCCAUACCAAAUGGAGUGAUUGCAGCUAAAUUGUACGCAGCUAAAUCUAUACUUGAAAUGAUACAGUCUAUGCUACAGGUGAGUAGAUAUGACGGUUAUUAUUAUUGUAAAUAUAUGAUACUGAUUACUACUAUUAUUAUGAUUUGUUAUAUUAUUAUUAGUUGUCCCUUGGGUUCCUAGUGGAACAAUCCAGUCCAAUCCAGUCGACCACAAUCAGAAACAUCAUUCGUGAUAGUAGAUAACCUUGUCUUACUUCAGGGUAUCAGUGGGCUGAGCUUUCCAUCGCCAAUACCUUGACAUGCACCAUCAUCAUCAUAUAGCCACUGUUGAGUGAGGUUGAUAAAGAUUUGUGGCACUCACUCUGUAGUGUUGAAGUAGUUUCCAAAUUACUUCUCGGUCGGUGCCUUUUCAAAGUGGAUGAAGUUGAAGUAGAAAGCUGACUGCCAUUCUAUGCUCUGUUCUAUGAUCAUGAAUACUGUAGCAUCGCAGUUUGAUCCACACAUGAUUUGUUCUUCCUCAAGCCACCCACCCAGCCUGUUCCAGUCAGAAUUGUGAGUUCAGACCAUCCUUUAAUCUCUCCAGGAGGAUGCGGCCUAAUAUUCUGCUUGGUGUUGACAGCGGCAUGAUUCCAUCAGUUCUUGCAAAGACUAAGGUCUCCCUUCAUUGGAAGUUUGACAAGGUGGCCCUUCUUCCAAUCAAUGGGUUGGUACCUUUACUUACUUCCUUACAAACUUUAUGUAGCAGUGGUGUAAGCAUAUCCUCUGUUGUCUCUAUAUCUGUUUUCAGUGCUUCUGGAGGAAUUGCAUCUGGUCAUGCUGCUUUUACGCCUUUCAGCAGCUUUUGGCAUGGCGUGGUGUGGCGUUCAGGACUUCGGGUUUUGUGGGAGGGUUUGUGUUCACUGGUAAUUCUGUGACUAGGCUGCCGGUGGUGUUUCUGAAUGAGUUCUGAGUGGUGGCGUUGGUGGUGCUCGAUUCCACUGUCGAUAACGUCAAUCAAUAAAUAAGGUCAUCGGGAUAAUAUGAGCCAAUCAGAAAUAAGCGAAUCAAGUGGAUGAUUUAUUAUUCAAGUAGAUAUAUAUGACUUAUUUAACUGUUUACUAUCAAGUUACACACUAACCAUUUUGUUUUAUUCUACUCUGAAAUUUAAUGAAACUUAGGUCUUUUUCAUUUUGGAAGCAUCAAGACGAUGUGCUGGAACAUUGGAACAUGUACAAAAUAAGCCAGGUCGUACAAUGAUAACAUUUUUACUUGUUUUAAAUUUAGCUAUGUGGUUUGUUAACACUUUUGAAGUGAAACAUGCUGAUAAUCAUAGUAUUCAUAUUGAUUAUUAUUCAUCUAUGGCAUGGAAAAUUAUUACACAUAUUGCACUACCAUUAAUUGUAUUCUUUCGUUUUCAUUCAACUGUAUGCCUAUCUGAUAUAUGGGCUAAUGCUUAUCGUUUUAGAACAGAGUAAAUUCAAGACAAUAAAUCUUGUUUUUAAGUUUAACUUGUAUCGUUUAAAAGGUAUGUUUUUCUUUUCUUUUCAUUUUUUUUGAAAGAUAAAAAUGAAUCAGUACGCAUAACACGAUAUAUAACAUGUUGAUAUAUGUAUGGAAUAAAUUUGUAGACGAAAUAUACAUGAUGACAAUCUGU
This is a messenger RNA of Heterobilharzia americana, 4352 nucleotides long. NCBI's taxonomy places the organism in Eukaryota, Metazoa, Platyhelminthes, Trematoda, Strigeidida, Schistosomatidae. The record is from the annotation of a GenBank genome assembly.